UAUUAGUUCUCCAGUGACUGUCAGUGUGAUCAGUGUUUCAUCGGUCUUAGCUUAUUUACUUUUCACGCUAUCUAUAUUUAAUGAGAAAAAUAUUAUAAACAAAAGUAAUAAAUUAUUCGAUAAAAUGAGUUCAUUUGUUGCUAUUCCUGAGGGAAGUGAUUUUCCAAUUGAAAAUUUACCUUAUGGUGUUUUUUCAACUGUUCAAAAUCCCCAGAAAAGAAUUGCUGUUGCAAUUGGUGACUCCGUUCUCGAUCUUCAUGCAGUAUCUGGGUUAUAUCCACCAGGAGUUCAGGCUGCUCUAAAAUCUGACUCCUUAAAUCUUCUCAUGAGUCUUGGUCAUGAAGCUUGGACUUUAGUUAGAUAUACAACUCGGGAAUUGCUAUUGAAAAACUCUCGUUUGCAUGAAAAUCCAGAUCUUCAAGCUGUUGCUCUAAUACCUCAAUCUGAGAUCGAACUUCAUUUGCCAGCCCAAAUUGGUGACUACACAGAUUUCUACUCUUCCAUUCAUCAUGCAACAAAUGUCGGUAUAAUGUUCAGGGGAAAAGACAACGCCUUGAUGCCCAAUUGGAAGUACCUUCCAGUUGGUUAUCAUGGUCGAGCAAGUUCGAUUGUUGUAUCGGGUACACCAAUUCGUCGUCCACUCGGUCAGACCGUUCCAGUUGAUGGACAACCUCCAGUCUUUGGGCCAUGUAGAACUUUGGAUUUCGAAUUGGAAAUGGCAUUCUUUAUUGGAGGACCUGAAAAUAAAUUAGGCGAACGAAUUGCCAUUGAAGAUGCCUGGAAACAUGUUUUCGGUUUCACUUUGAUGAAUGAUUGGAGUGCUAGGGAUAUCCAAAAAUGGGAAUAUAUUCCACUUGGACCAUUUACAUCGAAGAAUCUUGGUACCACAAUAUCACCUUGGAUAGUUCCAGUGGCAGCACUGGAACCAUUUUUAGUUGAUAACUUCCCACAAGAUGUAGAUGUGUUUCCAUAUUUGAGGCAGUUGCAGAAGUUUAAUUUCGAUAUUAAUCUUGAAGUUGCAAUUAAACCUGAAAAUGAGCCAGAAACUACAAUUUGUCGAUCAAAUUACAAGAAUCUCUACUGGACUCCACUCCAGCAGAUUACCCAUCACACUGUAACUGGUUGUAAUAUUCGUCCGGGAGAUUUGAUGGCUUCGGGAACUAUUAGUGGUGAAACUGAAGAUUCAUAUGGAUCGAUGUUGGAACUCAGUUGGAAAGGUACAAAGACUGUUAAUUUGAAUGGUGGAAGUACAAGGAAAUUCAUUCAAGACGGUGAUGAAGUUGUGAUACGUGGAUUUUGUCAGAAGAAUGGUGUGAGAAUUGGUUUUGGUGAAUGUAAAGGAAAAGUUUUACCUGCUAUUCCAUUAUAAAUUU
Molecule: messenger RNA, 1373 nt
Organism: Episyrphus balteatus (marmalade hoverfly)
Lineage: Eukaryota; Metazoa; Arthropoda; Insecta; Diptera; Syrphidae
Gene: Faa
Product: fumarylacetoacetase
Exons: 5
Coding region: 125-1369 (414 amino acids)
Biological process (GO): homogentisate catabolic process; L-tyrosine catabolic process; L-phenylalanine catabolic process
Molecular function (GO): fumarylacetoacetase activity
Source: RefSeq, a predicted model, not a curated record